AUGCAGAGAGCCCAAACCCAUCAUCUUCCUCACCCAAACCACCCUAACCCACAAUUAGUUGCAUGGGAAGCUCCUCAUCUCAACUCCUUCAAACUAGACAGUUCGGUGAAAAACAAUUCAUCAGCAGCAGGAGUCAUCAUCAGAGACAGUGACGGUAAACCCAUUGCAGCACAAGCUUUCAACCUUGGAACCACCAACGUCUUUGUAGCUGAAGCUUUUGGUCUUCACAAGGGUAUUAUCCUCGCCCUCCAACAAGGAAUACAAUAUCUUCAAAUUGAAGGGGACAAUCUCCUCGUCGUCAACGCAGUGAAUGGUAUUUGGUCGACCCCGUGGCAGAUUGAUCACAUUAUAGCAGAUAUCAAGAUCCUGUUUCGUAGAUUCCCCCAUUGGAAAAUUCGACAAGUCUACAGAGAAGCAAACAGAGCAGCAGAUUGGAUUGCAAAUGUUGUCCAUCUUGUCACUGACAAAUUAGAUAUUUAUUUUUGUACCUCUUCAGCUUUGUACCCCAUUCUCACCUCAGAUGCUUUAGGAUCACCCCUCGUGAGGAGGGGGUCCUAA
Chenopodium quinoa (quinoa) is the source of this 558-nucleotide messenger RNA. RefSeq lists its product as uncharacterized. Gene Ontology annotation, molecular function: nucleic acid binding; RNA-DNA hybrid ribonuclease activity. NCBI's taxonomy places the organism in Eukaryota, Viridiplantae, Streptophyta, Magnoliopsida, Caryophyllales, Amaranthaceae. Bases 1 to 558 code for a protein of 185 amino acids. The record is from RefSeq and is a predicted model, not a curated record. The transcript has a single exon.